AUGGCUCUCACUUCCGAAGAUGACUACGACUGCCUGUGCAAGGUGGUCCUUGUGGGCGAUGUUUCGGUUGGCAAGACCCACUUGCUGUCCCGGUACAUGAAGGACGACCUGCCGAAGGCUCCGGCGGCCACGAUCGGUGUUGAGUUCGCAACGAAGACCAUGAAGCUCUCUUCCGGGGUCAACGUCAAGACGCAGAUCUGGGACACGGCUGGCCAGGAGAGAUACCGGGCCAUCACGCGUGCCCACUACCGGCGGGCCGCAGGGGCCGUGCUGGUGUACGAUGUCACCAGGCAGGAAACCUUCAGGAGCUGCUCCCUUUGGGUGACAGAGGUGCGAGAAGGCGCCCAGCCAAAUGCGAUCAUCAUGCUCGUCGGCAACAAGAUCGAUCUCGUGGAGCAAGACCCCUCUUCGCGGCAGGUCUACCACGACGUCGCGGCGGAGUUUGCUCGCCAGAACGGCCUCAUGUUCAUGGAGGCCAGCGCGGUGUCGGGCGCCAACGUGAAGCGCGCCUUUGAGGAUCUUCUGCAGGAGGUGUAUGCAAAGGCUCCCAAGGAGUCCAAGGGCCUUGAGAAUGAAAGCGGCUCCGACAUGGGUGCUGCCCGAGACUAG
Messenger RNA from Effrenium voratum, 609 nucleotides. The record is from the annotation of a GenBank genome assembly. Lineage: Eukaryota; Dinophyceae; Suessiales; Symbiodiniaceae.